Messenger RNA from Daldinia childiae, 1446 nucleotides. RefSeq lists its product as uncharacterized. Lineage: Eukaryota; Fungi; Ascomycota; Sordariomycetes; Xylariales; Hypoxylaceae. Bases 1 to 1446 code for a protein of 481 amino acids. The record is from RefSeq and is a predicted model, not a curated record. The transcript has 2 exons.
AUGGAAGAGUUUGCUCAACUGGCCCGUGAGAACUUUGAGGUCUUCCAGCGGUAUGGCGACACGGCGCUCGGUCCCGAUCCCAAGCUCCGUGCUAUCGCCGUGUAUUCCUCUCCCCCGGGGCCGACGACAUACAUUGAGAAGGAUUUGAAGCUUGGCCACUUACCCAAGUUCUUUAGAGAACGACCUAUUAGUGGCGACUCCCACAAGAGUGCAACAACUACGCCGCCGCCUGCCUCACUCAAGCUAGUCGUAAUCGAUAGCCGGCUGGAGUCAUGGUCCACCCCCUUUCCUUCGCUAUGGGUGACCAAGGAUAUCUUCCUAGGGCUCGUUGAUGCGAUGCAUAUGAGCCCGGCGGCACUGUGGCUCCUGCGCAGCGAGUAUGACGGCUUUCAUUACUUUCCCUAUUCCUCCGUAGAUUAUGACGAGGGUCGGGGAAAAGAGGGGGCGACGGCAGAUGUCGACACGUACUAUGUCGGAACAUCUAACUUUGUAUUGGUAUGGACGUUUAACCAACGGACCCUACAGACACACGCUCUAUGGAUCUUACGGCAACAGCAUAGCUUUAGUAGUAGCGCACCCGCGGCCUGGUUCGUCAACGUGCUGCGGCGGCACCAGGAACACCUACGCUCGCCGUUCCUACUAGCAUACGUAACGGCUCUAAGUGUGUGCUGCAUGUUCGACGGCGAAAUCUCAUACCGCGCACACAUGGUACGGCUCACGGAGCGUGAGACAGGCUAUAGUCGGCACUCGAGUGGGAUCGAGGAGCGCCUGGGAAUGGAGUCAAUUACAGUCUAUAUCAAGGACGUCGGUGAGGUGCUAAACCAUAUCGCCAACAACGAGCGGCAUUUCCGCCUCGUGGACGUUGUCCUCGACUUUGUGCUUGACAGCGUGCUACUUCCAGACGCUGGAUACGGAACUGCGGUCGAAGACGAAAACACACGCCGCUUGAUCGCGGCGAUACCCCUGUUGAGGAGGCGUAUGCACGCCUCGCAGGAAUAUCUCAAGUAUCUCAAGGAGCGCGCCGAGCGCCUAUCAACGGUGCUCUUCGCACUCCUAACGCACGAAGACUCCGCGACGCACGCAGACCUAGCAGACGCAAGCCGGCGGAUCGCAGAGGCGACACGGCACGACAGCUCGAGCAUGCGAACUGUAGCGAUAAUGACGAUGGCGUUUCUGCCCGCGACAUUCUUCGCAGCGCUUUUCGCUCUGCCGUCGCUAGACUGGCAUGCCGAAUCCGUUGCCGGCAUCGUCCAAAAUCCCGGGUUUUGGGUUUACUGGGCGUUUACGCUGCCCUCCACCGCAAUUGUCUUUGGCCUGUGGCUGUUGCUUGAUCGCCGAAAAGGCGGAGAUGGUAGGAAUAGGGAUAGGGGUGGAACAGUGGUGAUAGAGGGCCAACCUGUCAAUGAUGACGGGAGGCCGCGGAGUGGGGGGAGUAAGGUGGAAUAG